This is a messenger RNA of Nannizzia gypsea CBS 118893, 732 nucleotides long. RefSeq names its product guanylate kinase. The transcript has 5 exons. Gene Ontology annotation, molecular function: NAD(P)HX epimerase activity. The record is from RefSeq and is a predicted model, not a curated record. NCBI's taxonomy places the organism in Eukaryota, Fungi, Ascomycota, Eurotiomycetes, Onygenales, Arthrodermataceae. Bases 1 to 732 code for a protein of 243 amino acids. Gene Ontology annotation, cellular component: mitochondrion.
AUGGCGUUAAAAGUUGAGUGUCCAACAAAUACGAUCAACUCCAAGGAUGCCUCCUCUCUGGAUAAAGACCUCAUGGAUACGGGAGGUUUCUCCAUCGACCAGUUAAUGGAACUAGCCGGGCUGUCCGUCUCACAGGCCGUGUACCGUGUCCACCCGCCCAAAGAUGGCCGCAACGUUCUAGUCGCCUGUGGCCCAGGAAAUAACGGAGGGGAUGGUCUAGUUGCUGCUCGCCAUCUCGCACAUUACGGGUAUAAACCUACCGUGUACUACCCGAAACAAGGCAAAAGCGAGCUAUAUGAGCGCCUGAAAACGCAGCUGAAGAAUCUGUCCGUGCCAUUCACUUCCGACUUCGCUGAUUCCCUCAAAUCCUCCGAUCUGGUUGUGGACGCUAUAUUUGGCUUUUCUUUCAGUGGACCCCUCAGAGACCCGUUUCCAGCCAUAAUAUCGCAACUCGAAGAGACGAAGGUUCCUGUUCUUAGCGUCGAUGCGCCGAGCUCAUGGGACAUCGAGACUGGGCCGCCCAAGGAUGGCCCCGGUUCGAAAUUCAUGCCAGAUGUACUGGUUAGUUUGACGGCUGCUAAGCCGUGCGUUAAAUGGUUUAAGGGGAGACAUUUCCUGGGUGGAAGAUUCUUAACUCCUGAUGUUGCGGGGAAGUAUAGACUGGAGAUACCAGAGUACCCAGGGGUUGACCAGGUAGUGGAAGUUGAUGUGAAUGGAUCCGAGAGGCUGUGA